CUAAUCCACGAGCGUCGGUUCGCUGCAAAAGCCCACCCGGAGUUUCAUCCCGCAAGAUAAACCCAGGGAAUGUCUUUCCUAAUACAAAACCCUCGCCUCAUCCUCCCUGCUCAUCGCCUCCCUCUUUCCUUAUCACCGUUGAGAAACCCACGCCAACUACUACAUGGCGCGACCAUCCCCUCAGCCACCCUCUCCUCUCCUCACAGCAAUCUCAGCUCCUCAGAGAUCCUCUCUAUCCGAGAUUCUCUCCUCUCCGGACGGAGAACGGCCUCUGAAAUCGCUGGAGAAUACCUAGAGCGCCUCCAUAAGGUGGAGCCGAAAAUUCGGAGCUUUCUUUAUGUGUCAGAGUCUGCAAUGAAAGAGGCGGAAGCGGUGGACCGAAUGGUCGCAGCUGGGAGGCAGCUGUCCCCGCUGGCUGGUGUUCUCAUUGGUGUGAAAGAUAACAUCUGCACCUUUGAUAUGCCUUCUACGGGCGGAUCGAAGAUUCUGAAGGGUUAUAGGCCAGCGUUCGAUGCCACUGCGGUGAGGAGGCUUAGGGAGGCGGGAGCCAUUGUCGUGGGGAAAACGAAUUUGGAUGAGUUUGGAAUGGGGAGCAGCACUGAGUGUUCUGGAUUUCAGGUCACUGCAAAUCCUUGGGAUCUGUCACGUGUUCCCGGAGGGUCAUCAGGGGGAUCAGCUGCCGCUGUUUCCGCCAGGCAGUGUGUCGUAUCUUUGGGAAGUGACACUGGCGGUAGUGUUAGGCAGCCGGCAUCCUUCUGUGGCGUUGUUGGAAUGAAACCAACCUAUAGUCGAGUUUCUCGGUUUGGGCUCAUGGCUUAUGCAUCAUCAUUGGACGUCAUUGGCUGUUUUGGUUCUUCUGUUGCUGAUGUAUCGAUUCUUCUUAAUGUGAUUUCUGGUCACGACAGAUUGGAUUCUACCAGCAGCAAGCGAGAUGUGCCAGACUUUGCAAAUGAGUUGGCCUCACUAAAUAAUUUUGAUUCAAAACCUUUAAAGGGAUUAAGGGUUGGACUGAUUCGGGAAACUAUUGGAGAAGGAGUUGAUGCAGGAGUUUCUUCAGCAGUGCAAGCUGCCGCUUCACAUCUGGAGCAUUUAGGAUGUGUUGUAAAUGAGAUAUCAUUGCCUUCAUUUUCUCUUGGCCUGCCUGCUUACUACAUAUUGGCUUUAUCAGAGGCAUCUUCUAAUUUAUCACGUUAUGAUGGUGUAAGGUAUGGAAACCAGGUUGGAAAUGAAGAACUGAGUUCUCUUUAUGGUAGCUCUAGAUCAAUUGGUUUUGGUGAUGAGGUCAAAAUGAGAAUCCUAAUGGGAACAUACGCACUCUCCGCGGGCUAUUACGACGCAUACUAUAAAAAAGCGCAGCAGGUGAGAACAUUGAUUCAAAAGUGUUUCAAGGAUGCAAUGAAUGACAAUGACAUUCUCAUUUCACCUGCUGCUCCAUCAGCUGCUUAUAAGAUAGGUGAAAAGGCCAACAAUCCUCUAGCAAUGUAUGCUGGUGAUAUCAUGACUGUUAAUGUCAACUUGGCUGGGCUCCCGGCCCUUGUUGUGCCAUGCGGGUUUGUAGAAGGUGGACCAGUUGGUCUUCCUGUCGGACUUCAGAUAAUUGCUUCAGCCUUUUGUGAGGAUGCAUUGUUGAGGGUUGGCUAUAUCUUUGAGCAAACGCUUCAGAACCACAGAUUUGUUCCACCACUAUAUGGAUCAAGCUAGAGCUCCUUGAAAUCAAUGGUGCUUAUCCUUGCGCUCUUUGAAAUCAAUGGUUCUGUCCUUGGGUUCGAUGAAGGGAUUCAUUUGGAUGUUAAUCAUGUUGAGAAUUAAUACAUUUUACUAUUCUUGGCUAUUAUUUUCACUUUCAGUGUAUACUCAUCUUUGUAUUAUCAUGUAUAUUUUGUUUAAUGUCACAAUGGCUUUCCUUGGAGACUAAUUUAUCAAAGAAUAAAUAUUGAU
Messenger RNA from Phalaenopsis equestris, 1938 nucleotides. Its product is annotated as glutamyl-tRNA(Gln) amidotransferase subunit A, chloroplastic/mitochondrial. The transcript has 10 exons. Lineage: Eukaryota; Viridiplantae; Streptophyta; Magnoliopsida; Asparagales; Orchidaceae. Bases 70 to 1701 code for a protein of 543 amino acids. Gene Ontology annotation, cellular component: glutamyl-tRNA(Gln) amidotransferase complex. Gene Ontology annotation, biological process: translation. The record is from RefSeq and is a predicted model, not a curated record. Gene Ontology annotation, molecular function: glutaminyl-tRNA synthase (glutamine-hydrolyzing) activity.